This is a messenger RNA of Anoplophora glabripennis (Asian longhorned beetle), 963 nucleotides long. Its product is annotated as eukaryotic translation initiation factor 3 subunit E-like. Gene Ontology annotation, molecular function: translation initiation factor activity. The annotation marks the transcript as partial. Gene Ontology annotation, biological process: translational initiation. Lineage: Eukaryota; Metazoa; Arthropoda; Insecta; Coleoptera; Cerambycidae. The transcript has a single exon. Gene Ontology annotation, cellular component: cytoplasm; eukaryotic translation initiation factor 3 complex; nucleus. The record is from RefSeq and is a predicted model, not a curated record.
UUUGAAAUCGAAAUGAUUGAUAGCUUACAUAAGCUCGCAAAAUAUCGUUAUGAAUGUGGUAAUUAUUCAGUGUCUACAUCUUAUCUAUACUUCUGUAUGUUGGUAUUGCCUCCCAAUGAUAAAAAUUACUUGAGUGCCCUGUGGGGUAAAUUCGCUUCAGAAAUACUGGUUCAGAAUUGGGAUUCCGCAUUAGAAGACCUGAAUAAAUUAAGGGAAUACAUCGACUCUAGCCCGAAUCAGUUUGGAGGUAACAGUUUGCAAUUACUUCAGCAAAGAACGUGGUUAAUCCACUGGUCGCUAUUUGUUUUCUUUAAUCAUGCCAUGGGAAGAGAUUUAAUUAUUGAAAUGUUUUUAUACCGCCCGCAUUACCUUAAUGCCAUUCAAACUAUGUGUCCUCAUAUUCUGCGUUAUUUGGCAACUGCAGUAAUUAUAAAUCGUGGACGAAGAUCAGCUCUUAAAGAUUUAGUGAAAGUUAUUCAGCAAGAGAGUUACACUUACAGAGAUCCGAUUACGGAAUUCCUGGAGCAUCUGUAUGUAAACUUUGAUUUCGAUGGAGCUCGACAAAAAUUGCACGAGUGCCAAACUGUUUUAUUCAACGAUUUCUUCCUUAUAUCAUGUUUAGACGAAUUUGUAGAAAAUGCUCGUCUAAUGAUUUUUGAAACUUUCUGUCGUAUUCACCAGUGCAUCAGUAUUGGUAUGCUUGCUGAGAAGCUUAAUAUGAAUCCCGACGAAGCUGAAUGCUGGAUAGUAAAUCUAAUUAGAAAUGCCAGAUUAGAUGCUAAAAUUGAUUCCAAACUGGGACAUGUAGUGAUGGGAGCUCAACCUCUUUCACCUUAUCAACAAUUAAUUGAAAAAAUUGACUCAUUAUCUGUAAGAUCAGAAACGUUAUGUGGACUCAUAGAUAGGAAACUUAAGGCAAGGACGGACGUAAGUUUGUUACUUAUUAUACAGGGUGUUUCAUAA